AGAUGGCGCCGCCCAGGAACCCCUCUAAGAGAGCAGGAAUGAGCUAACAGUCUGAGUCUCCCAACCCUCAGCCCGAGGGUUUCGGCUGGAGGCAGAGGUGUGGUUCCAGGCCCCCGUGGCCGCGGCGCGGCGCCGCGGGCACAGCUGCCCUGUCCUGCCCCCUCCCCCUGAGCGUCUCGGCCAGCUUAGAACUUCCUCUUUUUGCCCCCUUUCUACUCCGCUUCCUCUCUUCUCUACCGCUCAGCCCAGCCGAGGUGACGAACCAAUCCUCCCUCUUCAGCCGCCUUCUCCUGAGCUUGGACUAAGAGCCCGACCCUAGGGUUAUCUGGUACGGCUCGCCCCCCUUCUGCCGAGUCCAGCCACCUUCGAGCUUGCCCACUUGUGCAGACCUCAGGGGCUACGGAGAAAGGAGGAACCGUGAGGAAAUUGAAAUCCCAGGAGUUGAAAAAAAUGGGAGAUGAUGAGAAACAGUUAGAAAUAGAAAGAAGAGAAGAAACAACUCUCCAGCUACAGGAACCUAAUGCCAGCACUCAGUGCAAUGGUGAUACUGUCAUGGAGUGCUCUAAGUCUACUCCUUGUGGAUGGCAAAGAAUUGUGAAACAAAGAUUAUCUGGGAAAACUGCUGGAAAAUAUGAUGUUUAUUUUAUCAGCCCUGAAGGAGUGAAGCUCAGAUCCAAAAAUGUACUUGCAUGUUACCUGCACAAAAGUGGAGAGACUUCUCUUACGCCAGAAGACUUUGACUUCCGGGCCCCUCCCAAGAGUAACCUUCCAUCAGAACCCCCACAUCUCAGCGUGGAAGCUCUGGCAACACAGCUCCAGGUGGAGGAGAGGGGCCUGAGCCCAAAGCCUAAGCUUAGGAGGCCUCGAAGGGAAGAGAAAGAUGCGCCUCCUCCCCCAUGUAGGGCUUCACAGGUGCAAGACCAGAAUAGUGAACCGUCUUGCUUCACUUCCAACCACAGGCUCCAAGAAGGGGCUGAUGUCAUUGACUCUCAGAAGCUGCAAACGCCUGCAGGAAAGGUAGCGACUACAAAAGGGAGUCAUGGUAAGGAAGCUAAGAAACGGGGUCAGAAGGGUCAUUCCGCUUGCACUCAAAGGCAGAAAAAGGCAGCAUCUACUAAGGAAGCUAUUUCCAUCGCACAGGAUGAUCACCUUGAGAGACCCCUGUGCCGUUCUGCUGACCAGACGAGUGAUGAGAAUGUAAAGGUGAUUGCUGAAGAAGGAAAAGAACUGAUAAAUAAAGUGUUUGCUUCAGGCUCACAUUCCCAAACACAGACUGCACAAGGAGCUUCUUGUACAGAAAAUACACUAUGUGCCAAUGAAGUUUCAGAAUAUAAAGAAAAGAGUGGGCGGACUUCUGUGGGAUCUGAAAGGACCUUUAUAGAAACUGGGGAAAAGAAGGAGCAUUUGCCUGCUGACAUUUUAAAAUGUAAUUCUGAAAGAGACAGCCGCAGCUCCCUGGAAGAAGAAGACUUGACUUCGGUGACAACAUUUCAAGAAAACACCAUCCAACGACCACAAGUGGAGAGAAGGAAAACCAGCCAGUACUUUUCCAACAAAUACAAUAAAGAAGCCCUUAGUCCACCUCGACGGAAACUCUUUAAAAAGUGGACUCCACCUCGGUCCCCUUUUAAUCUUGUCCAAGAAACACUCUUUCAUGACCCCUGGAAGCUCCUCAUCGCUACCAUAUUCCUCAAUAGGACUUCGGGCAAGAUGGCAAUACCUGUGCUCUGGGAGUUCCUGGAGAAGUACCCUUCGGCUGAGGUGGCGAGAGCCGCAGACUGGAGGGAGGUAUCAGAACUCCUCAAGCCGCUCGGCCUGUACGACCUUAGAGCCAAAACAAUCAUCAAAUUCUCAGAUGAAUACCUGACUAAACAGUGGAGGUACCCAAUCGAACUGCAUGGCAUUGGAAAAUACGGCAAUGACUCCUACAGAAUUUUUUGUGUCAACGAAUGGAAGCAGGUUCAUCCUGAAGACCAUAAGUUAAAUAAAUAUCACGACUGGCUCUGGGAAAAUCAUGAAAAACUAAGUCUUAGUUGAAAAGCCAUAAUGUUUUAAACUAGAUUUCUGCCUGUAUCAGGCCUCCCUUUCUGAGGAGCAUGGACUCAUCACAGCCACUCAUCACACUCUCUGCCUGUGCAGAUUCAAAUCACAGCAAACAGGGAUGAAACCAAGUUAUCCACAUUUUAUUCAAUAAUAGCCAUGGUCUCCAUUGCAUUUGGAACCAGAUGUGCCAGAAAAAUGCUUUGAUACUUUUUAAAAUAAAUAGUGAGCAAAUCCAACUUGUUUUUUAUAGGAGUUGUUUUGUUUUGUUUUUUUCUCCUUGAAGUAUGCAGUGCCUUCCAGGGCUGAUUUUGUCUAAGUUUGCAAGAUGCGUAAAAUUGAGACCCGGAGAUGGACCCCCACCUCCAUGUCCCUUUUGGGUUGUGGAAUUUCAGAGCCCACAGCUCCCACGGCUUCAUGUCAAAACCAGAAAACUUUCUGCACAAGCUGACUGAAACCAGAAUUCCAGAGCGGGGAAACCUCUGAUCCCUGUCGCAAUUCAAAUACCCUGAAAAUAGGGAACAAAAUGUGCCUAUUGGUCAUUUAUAUUCAUGUGUACGUAUGCGUCUUAGUGUAAAUGGCCUUGAAUAGAUUCUAAGGGGUCCAGUGAUUCUUUACAUAGCCCAGUAAGCAUAGAUUUAGUGUGAACUAAUAGGGGAAAUAAAGAAUGCCAAGGCCCUUGGUAAAACCCCUACAGUCUUGGGGAAGCAGCCCUACCCUGAAGUCCUUAUGCUUCCAUAUGGUCACAUUAUA
Messenger RNA from Dromiciops gliroides (monito del monte), 2793 nucleotides. It is a transcript of the gene MBD4, whose product is annotated as methyl-CpG binding domain 4, DNA glycosylase. Gene Ontology annotation, biological process: base-excision repair. Bases 451 to 2037 code for a protein of 528 amino acids. The transcript is spliced from 8 exons. Gene Ontology annotation, molecular function: pyrimidine-specific mismatch base pair DNA N-glycosylase activity; DNA binding. The record is from RefSeq and is a predicted model, not a curated record. NCBI's taxonomy places the organism in Eukaryota, Metazoa, Chordata, Mammalia, Microbiotheria, Microbiotheriidae. Gene Ontology annotation, cellular component: nucleus.